Molecule: messenger RNA, 708 nt
Organism: Hipposideros armiger (great roundleaf bat)
Lineage: Eukaryota; Metazoa; Chordata; Mammalia; Chiroptera; Hipposideridae
Product: olfactory receptor 2AT4
Exons: 2
Coding region: 1-708 (235 amino acids)
Biological process (GO): G protein-coupled receptor signaling pathway
Cellular component (GO): membrane
Molecular function (GO): olfactory receptor activity; G protein-coupled receptor activity
Source: RefSeq, a predicted model, not a curated record
AUGGAGGCCACAACAUGUAAUGGAUCAGUAGAUGGCUCACGGGUCUUCUACCUGGUGGGCAUCCCCUCUCUGCCAGAGUCCCUCUUUCUCCCUGUGUUUUUUAUUUUCCUCCUCUUCUAUCUUCUCAUCCUUGUGGGUAAUGCCCUGAUCCUGUUGGCUGUGGUGGCAGAGCCCAGCCUACACAAACCCAUGUACUUUUUUCUAACCAACCUCUCUGCUCUGGACAUCCUCUUUACCACAACCACUGUCCCCAAGAUGCUGUCCCUAUUUCUGCUUGGGGACCGCUUCCUCAGCUUCUCUGCCUGCUUAUUGCAGAUGUACCUCUUCCAAAGCUUCACAUGCUCAGAAGCCUUCAUCCUGGUGGUCAUGGCCUAUGACCGCUAUGUGGCUAUCUGCCGCCCACUGCACUACCCUGUCCUUAUGACCCCACACACCAACACUGCACUGGCGGCCAGUGCCUGGCUCACAGCUCUCCUUCUGCCCAUCCCAGCAGCGGUGAAAAUCUCCCAGAUGGCAUAUAACAAUAUUAAUUACAUCUACCACUGCUUCUGUGAUCAUCUGGCUCUUGUCCAGGCCUCCUGCUCUGACACCGCACCCCAGACCCUCAUGGGCUUCUGCAUCGCCAUGGUGGUGUCCUUCCUGCCCCUUCUCCUGGUGCUUCUCUCCUAUGCCCACAUCCUGGCCUCGGUGCUUCGCAUCCAUCUGUGA